Molecule: messenger RNA, 345 nt
Organism: Protopolystoma xenopodis
Lineage: Eukaryota; Metazoa; Platyhelminthes; Monogenea; Polystomatidea; Polystomatidae
Source: the annotation of a GenBank genome assembly
UUACCAAUCAGUUCUGAGGAAACCUGGCGUUCUGAGCUCACUGUUGAUGGUGUGCGGCCCGUUUCAGUCGAGCUUGAUUGGUCACUUGGUGAUCCAGAACAACAAGAUGUACUGGUUGGUGCUGACCUGGUACAAGCUUUCCGACCACUUGCUCCGAUCCUUUGGCCGGCCAGCAGUCUUGACCAAUCUAUCUCACCUGGAGCGAGCUCUCCAGGGAAAACUCCAGCAAAUGCACCGGACAGAACAUUGCCAGGCCUUGCAAAUACUAGGCUUAAAAUGACUGGUAGACAAAGUGAGACUCUGGAUGAGGCCGUUAUGAGAUCCGGUUUUAUACCUUUCAGCUGA